Messenger RNA from Trifolium pratense (red clover), 2056 nucleotides. RefSeq names its product regulation of nuclear pre-mRNA domain-containing protein 2-like. Bases 187 to 1749 code for a protein of 520 amino acids. Lineage: Eukaryota; Viridiplantae; Streptophyta; Magnoliopsida; Fabales; Fabaceae. The record is from RefSeq and is a predicted model, not a curated record. The transcript has 8 exons. Gene Ontology annotation, cellular component: RNA polymerase II, holoenzyme. Gene Ontology annotation, molecular function: RNA polymerase II complex binding. Gene Ontology annotation, biological process: mRNA 3'-end processing.
AUUUUUUAAUUAAAAAAACGGAUAUUAAAAAGAAAAAAAUUCUACACCCCACUUCGGGAAAAAAAAAAUUGGGAAGCUCAUCUCUCUGCUACGGCGACGGAGGCCGUGCACCGUGGUGGUUCACCUUCUCCGAUCCCUCCGAUCACCUCGAAAAAUCCAUGAUAUAUAAACUUGUCAAAAAGCAGUAUGAGCGACGACAUAUUUGACGGACAAAUAUUGGCAGAGAAGUUGUUGAAACUCAACAAUUCACAACAAAGCAUUGAAUCAUUGUCCCGUUGGUGCAUUCCUCACCAGAAGAGAGCAAAGGAUAUCGUUGAAAUAUGGGAUAAAUUGUUCAAUGAAUCCCAGAAAGAGCAGCGUGUCUCUUUUUUAAACCUGGCCAAUGACAUCUUGCAAAAUAGCAGGCGGAAAGGUAGUGAGUUUGUCAAUGAAUUUUGGAAAGUUCUUCCAGCAGCUCUCAGGUGUGUUUAUGAAAGUGGUGAUGUACAUGGAAGGAAAGCAGUGAACAGACUUAUUGACAUAUGGGAGGAGAGGAAGGUUUUUGGGUCGCGAAGUCAGGGUCUUAAGGAUGAACUGAUGAGUAAGAAUCCCCUUCCUUGCUCUGCAAGCAAUGGAAAAGGUUCCGAUUCUAUCAAGAUAGUGAAGAGGGAUGCCCACUCAGUGAGAAUAAAACUGGCUGUUGGGUGUUUGCCAGAAAAAAUACUAACAGCAUUUCACUCUGUUCUCGAUGGACAUCUUGAUGAGGAAGCUGCCUUGAAUAAGUGUAAUGCUGGUGUACAUGAUGUGGUUAAACUCUUGGAAGAUGUCGACAAAACAUUGGCUCAAGGGAACCAGCUGGGAUCCACUUUGGUGAAUGACUUGCAAGAGCGGGAAAAGGAGCUUAAGCAAUAUAUGGAGCAACUCGAAAAUGCCGAUGCUGCCAGGACUUCUUUGCUUUCUCAGCUUAAAGAUGCACUGCAGGAACAAGAAUCAAAGCAAGAGCUUGUUCGUGCUCAGUUACUAGUUGUACGAGGCCAGAUUGAGAAAACAGCUGGUAUCAGGAAGUGGCUUGACCAAACAACACAAUCCAUGCGGCCAUCAGUUCAACCAAACAACACCACUUCUCAACCUGAUUUUACGCAAUCUUCUGCAUCAUUUUCACCUUUUCGAACUUCUGAAGAAGAUAACAAGAAGGCAGCAGCAGCAGCUGUUGCUGCUAAGCUCGCUGCCUCUGCAUCAUCUGCUCAGAUGCUUGCAUCUGCUUUUUCUUCUCUAGUAGCUGAAGAAGCUGCCUCCAUGAAUAGUAGCUUAAAUUCCAAGGCAUUUACAUCAGGAUUACCUGUUUUCAACCCAGAGAAAAGGCCCAGAAUUGAAAAAUCAUCACCUGUUUCUGAUGUUAACAGUUCCGAUACAGCGAGCUCUUCCUUUUUCACCACUUUACAACAGCCAUCAUUAACAAAUCCACAGUUUGUCCCGUCAGCCAACUUGCAAACCAUGCCUCAAGUCAACCAAUUACAAGCUGCAUUUGCUUCAGCACCCCUUCCCCCUCAGUAUGUCCAAUCAACUGGUUUCAUGGAUGGAACAAUUCCUUACGGAUAUGUAUCAAAUAACCUACCACCUCCACCUCAUUUUCCUCCAAAUGCUGCACCUAGCUCUCAACCAGCACAGCAGCAACAGCAGUCAUCGCCGGGAGGAUUUUACAGGCCACCUGGCAUUGGAUUUUAUGGGCAAAGCCACCCGUCACCGCCACCACCAGUUCAUAGGCAGUGAGCUCUGUUCAAAGAAAAUCAGCCAACAUUGCGGCAAAAUCUUUAUACCUUGUUCCUCUAGGAAAUUACUGUAGGCUGAGGUUUUUCUUUGAUACUGUAUAAUGAUGUAAAUGAUUAGAUAUUAUAAAUUUGGCUAGAGUUCAUUUGUAUCCUUAAAUACCCCUUGUUUUUUUGCCUACUGCCUAAAUGCUAGGUGGGCAGGCUUUUGACUUCAUAGAGUCACUUGAGAUCUUCAUCAGUGUUAACUAAUAACUACUGUUUGAAAGAAAGUACCUUGAGUAUAUAUAUCGUAUUCAUUGAAUCAAAAA